Anarrhichthys ocellatus (wolf-eel) is the source of this 4095-nucleotide messenger RNA. It is a transcript of the gene prkci, whose product is annotated as protein kinase C, iota. The coding region runs from base 230 to 1996 and encodes 588 amino acids. The transcript is spliced from 18 exons. Gene Ontology annotation, molecular function: protein binding; ATP binding; protein serine/threonine kinase activity. Gene Ontology annotation, biological process: protein phosphorylation. The record is from RefSeq and is a predicted model, not a curated record. NCBI's taxonomy places the organism in Eukaryota, Metazoa, Chordata, Actinopteri, Perciformes, Anarhichadidae.
CUCGUCCAUCGUUAGGCCUUUGCAGUAGGGAGUUGUUUGGUGGAUCCCGCAAGUUUUUCUUUACUUUACAUGUUAUUGUUGUUUCUCCAAGGAAGGCCAAACUCUUUAUUUUCAUCUACACUUGCCUCCUUGUUCCCUCGGUGUCUCGGCGGACUUUAAAAACAACGUGUUUUGGGGGCGUGGUACACAACUAGAGAGCCAAAGACUCGGACUGACCACGGCCGAGCUCAUGAUGCCGACGUUGCGGGACAGCACCAUGUCCCACCCGGGCGAGAACUCACACCAAGUCCGGGUGAAAGCGUAUUAUAAAGGGGACAUCAUGAUCACUCAUUUUGAGCCGUCCAUCUCGUACGAGGGUCUGUACGGGGAGGUGAAGGACAUGUGCUCCAUGGACAACGACCAGCUCUUCACCAUGAAGUGGAUCGACGAGGAAGGUGACCCCUGCACCGUGUCGUCUCAGCUGGAGUUGGAAGAAGCGCUGCGUCUCUAUGAACUCAACAAAGACUCGGAGCUCAUUAUCCACGUGUUCCCGUGUAUACCAGAGAAACCUGGCAUGCCGUGUCCGGGAGAAGACAAGUCUAUAUAUCGGCGUGGAGCGAGGCGCUGGAGGAAGCUUUACUAUGCCAGCGGUCACGCCUUUCAGGCCAAGCGCUUCAACAGGCGAGCCCAUUGUGCCAUCUGCACCGACCGUAUCUGGGGUCUGGGAAGACAAGGCUACAAAUGCAUCAACUGCAAACUGCUGGUGCACAAGAAGUGUCAUAAACUGGUCACAGUGGAGUGUGGCAGACAGAUGAUCCAGGAACCAAUCAUGCCCGGCGCGCCGUCGAGUCAAUUAGACCAAACUGAAGAGCCAGACCCUCACAAUAGAGACUCCAGAGAAAGCUUGCCUUACGAUGGCGAAGAGAAAGAGGCGCGGAGCAGUAGAGACACGGGGAAGUCGCCCUCCAGCCUGGGCCUGGCAGACUUUGAUCUGCUGAGGGUGAUCGGCCGAGGCAGCUACGCCAAGGUGCUGCUGGUGCAGCUGAAGAAGACGGAGCGCAUCUACGCCAUGAAGGUGGUGAAGAAGGAGCUGGUCAAUGACGACGAGGACAUCGACUGGGUCCAAACAGAAAAGCACGUUUUUGAGCAGGCCUCCAAUCACCCCUUCCUGGUCGGCCUCCAUUCCUGUUUCCAGACAGAAAGCAGACUGUUCUUUGUUAUUGAAUAUGUGAACGGUGGAGAUCUAAUGUUCCACAUGCAGAGACAAAGGAAACUCCCAGAAGAACACGCCAGAUUCUACUCCGCAGAGAUCAGUCUGGCGCUCAACUACCUCCACGAACGGGGAAUCAUCUACAGAGAUCUGAAGCUCGACAACGUGCUGCUGGACUCCGAAGGACACAUCAAACUGACAGACUACGGCAUGUGCAAGGAGGGCUUGAGACCCGGCGAUACAACAAGCACGUUCUGUGGUACACCCAAUUACAUCGCCCCCGAAAUACUUAGAGGAGAGGAUUAUGGGUUCAGUGUGGACUGGUGGGCGCUGGGCGUGCUGAUGUUUGAGAUGAUGGCGGGCCGGUCGCCCUUCGAUAUUGUCGGGAGCUCUGACAACCCAGACCAGAACACAGAAGACUACCUCUUCCAAGUAAUAUUGGAAAAACAGAUCCGAAUCCCCCGCUCGUUGUCAGUCAAAGCCGCCAGCGUCCUCAAGGGCUUCCUCAACAAGGAUCCCAAGGAGCGUCUAGGCUGCCACCCUCAGACGGGCUUUGCCGACAUCAUGGGCCAUCCGUUCUUCAGGAACGUGGAUUGGGACCUUCUGGAGCAGAAGCAGGUGGUCCCUCCUUUCAAGCCCAACAUCUCAGGGGAAUUCGGAUUGGACAACUUUGACGCCCAGUUCACCAACGAGCCCAUCCAGCUCACGCCUGACGACGACGAUGUGGUCAAGAAGAUCGACCAGUCCGAGUUUGAAGGAUUCGAGUACAUCAACCCACUCCUGAUGUCGGCGGAGGAGUGUGUGUGAGGGGGACGUGACAUCUGUGCUUAUACAUAUAUACACACACACACACACACACACACACACACACACACACACUCAUGCACAUGUUAUGUGGCGUCUCAGUGUCUUCAAGCUGCAUGGUUACGAGACAACCUGGCGACAUCAACCUUCUAUUCGAGGGCCGCACAUGCACAGUAGAACGCUUAUUUGCCAAAACCAGUCUCACACUCUGCCAUUUAUAACCACUUGCCCUUAAGCCUACCUUCUUCUUUUUUUUUUUCAUUAUUUUUAUAUCAUGUAAAUCUGCACUGAUAUUGAUUUUCUCAUCGGGGCCUCUUUAUCGGUAGCCAUCGAGGCUACAAAGUUCUUCCACGGUCGCUGUAUGUCGGGGGAUGAGGCACAGCCCCCAACAGAUGAACUGAACAUCCUCUCCUUCCAGCUGGUGGGGUGUUUUCAAUGCAUAUUUUAUUUGUACAUAUAUGAAUCUUCUAUAAAUAUUAGACAAGGCCUUUUUAGCUUCAAGCCACAGUCGGACAAAACUGACAACUUAAUCACCUUAAAGACAUUUUGGAUUCAGCUUUGUCGCAACUCCCCUACUGUAGACGAAAGAAGAACCAUAACACUAGCCUUUAAAAAAAAAAAGAAAAAGAAAAAAAAAAGAUACAAAUCUAUAUAUUUUUCUCAUGUUUUAUGUAACAUCAUUAUAUAUGUUGUUCUAAUGUGUUGCAUGUCCAGCCAGAGUAACAACCAAACGGUUCAGGCUUUGUUGUUUUUAGAUGAAAACACAUCUGGAAACCAGAAGGUGUCUGCUUCUAGUCCCUUCUCCCCAGAAUGAAGGAACGUAUUCAGCAGAAUCCAACCAACGCUAACAAUGAGUCGAUACUCUCAAACUGUGAAUGAAAGAGCCCGCUGUGCAGGGAAACGGGCCGAAAGAGAAGCACAUCAUACCUGAACGCUGGAGCACAGGUUACCUUUUACUGUGCAGACCAUCCAUGAAAUAUACACUCGCACACAGGACCAAAAAAAAACUUUUAUUUUAAAUGUCUUGCUGGUACGAAUUAGAAGGUACAGUAUACAUGAGGAGAUGUGCUGUCCCAGGUCAGAGAAUUUAUAUAUUCAGAUCUUUUUUGCUCAUUUUUAAUACUAUGCUUUUCUGAGACGAAUGGUCUGUCACCUUUUCUUUCUUUUUUUUUGUACUUCAUUCCAUGUAUGUCUUUCAUUGUAAAUCAAAAAUACUGAUUGUUGAAACGAGAGCUGGGUCAGAAGCGAGGACACGGUGCUUCCUGUAAACUGUGUCUGCUGUGCUUCAUUUUUACCAUAUGUACCAUUCCCUAAAUUAGAUAUAUUGUGCAACUGAUUUAAAGUAUAUAAAUGCUACGUAGAGCCGUUCUCUACCCCCGGACUGUAACGACACUAAGUGAUGGUGAGUGAACCUCCGGACUGUGAAGCGUCUCACUUCUUGGAAACUGUUUUUGGCCUCACGUGGUGACCAGAGGAGCUCAUUCAUCUGUUACACAUGUUACUUUAGCUGUUUUUUUUUUUGUUACUUUUUUUUGUGAAUCAGAUUUCAUUUUGAAUCUUUUUCUUUUUUUUAAAAUCACUACAUUGAUUCCAAAAUGUUACUGGGUGAACUGAAUGAAAACACUAUUUGUUGUGUUUUGGUGACGUUUGCCACCCAGAGGACUCUGCUGACAUGUAUUAUUAGUGUGCAAAGAAAAAACACGGUAAAAUAAACAUUUUAUUUCUCUCCUUGUGGUAAUAUGUGCUUGUGUCAGUGUGGGUCUGUCACUCACUUAAAGGGGGCACGCCGCUGAUUUUACAUUCAGUGCGUUCAUUAUGAAGAGUGCUGUUUGGCCCAUUUAAACAACUGUUGAGUGUCAUGAUGUCAUAGUGAUGUCAUUAUGGCUAUCUUGAGUUAGACUUCAGUCGUCAAAUAUUUGACAAGAAAAGCCCUGCCACAAACUAGGGACACAAGUUAAGAGGCUGUUGUAUUGCAUUGUGGGAAAUGUAUUUGUUGGAGCUUGACCCACACUAGGGAUCAAAAGUGAGGAUAGCUGCGCCAAUUUUUACCGUUUAUAUUUUAAUCUGCAACAUUAUGUCAGUGCAAUAAAUGGCUAAGUAAA